Scutellospora calospora is the source of this 1491-nucleotide messenger RNA. Lineage: Eukaryota; Fungi; Glomeromycota; Glomeromycetes; Diversisporales; Gigasporaceae. The record is from the annotation of a GenBank genome assembly.
AUGGAAAAUAUGCUAGAUGUAAAGAAUGUAGAUGAUCCAAAGAUUAUACGAAAGCGAAUAUAUUAUGAUAGAACAGGAAUUCAAUAUUGUUUACCUAUAAAUGAAUAUAAUUUUGGAUCCAAUAGAAUAAAUUUAGCACAUGUGACAGAUAUAGAUAAUAUUGGAAAACGAAUUUGUGAUAAAUGUAGAGAAUUAAAGUUUUGUAAUGCAAAUUCGAUGAUAAAUAACAAUUGCUGUGGAAUCACAACAUGUCAGAUGAAUAAUGUGAGAAAUCCAAUGUUCAUAUUUAACAAUAUUGGAAUGUUUAUUCAUCAUCAUGUGCUUUGUUUAGAGUGUUUUAAUUCAUGUAAAAAAGAUAUUCUUAUAAUUCUUCGAAAUAGAAAAUAUUCAGGAAAACCUCGUUUGUUAAAUGAACAAAGAAAAAAAAGAAAUAAACAACCACGAAAAAAAAGGAUUAAAAAAAAUAAAAAGAUACCAAGAUUAUAUGAUAUUGAUAGUUUUACACCUCCAACAAUAUAUAAUUACAAGUUAAAACCUGAUAGAAGUGACAAAAUAUAUGUAACUUUCAAUGCAGAACAAACACAAAAACGUAUAAUGCUUCGAACAAAUUCUGCUGAAGAAUUUUAUUUGAAAGGAUUUCAAAGAGAUUAUAGAUUUAUCAGAGCAGAUAAAUUUAAUAAUUAUAGAAAACGUUUUUGUAAAAUUUGCAAGAAUUUAACUUAUUGUAUAGAUAUAUAUGUUAUUAGUGGAAGAAAUUUUGGAAGACAUCCUCUUUGCAAAGAAUGUAAAGAACAAAUUCAUAGGUUUCCUGGUGCUUUAUUUAAAUCAUUUGAAAUAAAGCAGCAAGCAGAAGAUUAUGUAAACAAUAUGAUUGAAAAAGAAAAUAUAUUUGUUUGGACUGAUGGAUGUUGUGAAAAUAAUGGUAAAAAAGAUGCUAGAGCAGGUAUUGGAGUUUAUUGGUCAGAAAGAAAUCCAUUGAAUUUAAGUGAAAGAUUACCAGGAUAUUUACAAACAAAUAAUCGAGCAGAAAUUUUUGCAGUAAUUCGUGCUAUUGAAACUUGUAUAGAAAAUGAUAAAUGUUUAGUGAUAUAUACAGAUAGUAUAUAUGUAAUCAAUUGUCAAGGAGUAAAGAAUCCUAAAAAGAAUCUUGAUUUAGUUAUUAGAUUGAAUAAUCUGAUUAAAGAACGAAAAGGAAAAGUAGUUUUUAAAUAUGUUAGAGGUCAUCAUGGAAUUGAAGGUAAUGAACAAGCAGAUAAAUUAGCAUAUUUAGGAUCACAAAAACCAUUUGUAGAAUUAAUUAUACCUGAAUCUUUAAAUAUGUUAAAACUUUGUCUUUAUUGUAAACAAGAUAAUCAUCAUAUUACUGAAUGUCUAGAUUAUAAAAAACAAAAUUUCAAUACUUGGUGGCAAGAUGAUUAUCAAUCAAAUUUUCGAAGACCUAUUAUGUAUUCAGAUAAUGAAGGUCAUAUUGUUGAGUAUCUUCAAGUCAAA